UGUCGCCUGGGAUUGAAGGCCAUUGAUUUGUAUGUAUUUGUCCCAGCGCCGGAGGCUGCCCCAGCCGCCCGCGCGGGUGCCGCCGCCGCCCCCGCCGCCGCCGCCAGUGGAGUUGCCUCCCUGCUUCCCUAGGGUGGUUAGACUCCACCAAAUAUGUCGGCUCCUGUCGGGCCGCGGGGCCGCCCGGCUCCCACCCCGGCGGCCUCUCAGCCGCCUCUGCAGCCCGAGAUGCCCGACCUCAGCCACCUCACGGAGGAGGAGAGGAAAAUCAUCCUGGCCGUCAUGGAUCGGCAGAAGAAAGAAGAGGAGAAGGAGCAGUCGGUGCUCAAGGUUAAAGAAGAGCACAAACCACAACUGACACAGUGGUUUCCCUUUAGUGGGAUCACUGAACUGGUAAAUAACAUUCUCCAGCCCCAGCAAAAACAACAAAAUGAAAAGGAGCCCCAGACAAAACUUCAUCAGCAGUUUGAAAUGUAUAAGGAGCAGGUAAAGAAGAUGGGAGAAGAAUCACAGCAGCAGCAAGAACAGAAAGGUGAUGCUCCAACCUGUGGUAUCUGCCACAAAACAAAGUUUGCUGAUGGAUGUGGCCAUAACUGUUCAUAUUGCCAAACAAAGUUCUGUGCUCGUUGUGGAGGUCGAGUGUCAUUACGCUCAAACAAGGUUAUGUGGGUAUGUAAUUUGUGCCGAAAACAACAAGAAAUCCUCACUAAAUCAGGAGCAUGGUUUUAUAAUAGUGGAUCUAAUACACCACAGCAACCUGAUCAAAAGGUUCUCCGAGGACUGCGGAAUGAGGAGGCGCCUCAGGAGAAGAAAGCAAAACUGCAUGAGCAGGUCCAGUUCCAAGGACCCUCAGGUGACUUAUCUGUACCUGCAGUGGAGAAAAGUCGAUCUCAUGGGCUCACAAGACAGGAUUCUAUUAAAAAUGGGUCAGGAGUGAAGCACCAAAUUGCCAGUGACGUAGCUUCAGACAGGAAAAGAAGUCCAUCAGUGUCCAGAGAUCAGAAUAGAAGAUACGACCAAAGGGAAGAAAGAGAAGAAUAUUCACAGUAUGCUACUUCGGACAACGCAAUGCCUAGAUCUCCAUCAGAUUAUGCUGAUAGGAGGUCUCAACGUGAACCUCAGUUUUAUGAAGAGUCUGAUCAUAUAAAUUAUAGGGACUCCAACAGGAGAAGUCAUAGACAUUCCAAAGAAUAUAUUGUAGAUGAUGAGGAUGCGGAGAGCAGAGAUGAAUAUGAAAGACAAAGGAGAGAGGAGGAAUACCAGGCACGCUAUCGAAGUGAUCCGAAUUUGGCCCGUUAUCCAGUAAAGCCACAGCCCUAUGAAGAACAAAUGCGUAUCCAUGCUGAAGUGUCACGAGCCAGGCAUGAGAGAAGGCACAGUGAUGUUUCUUUAGCAAAUUCUGAACUGGAAGACUCCAGGAUUUCUAUGCUAAGGAUGGAACGACCAUCAAGGCAAAGAUCUGUAUCUGAACGUAGAGCUGCCAUGGAAAAUCAGCGAUCUUAUUCAAUGGAAAGAACUCGAGAGGCUCAGGGACCAAGUUCUUAUCCACAAAGGACCACAAACCAUAGUCCUCCUACCCCCCGGAGGAGUCCAAUACCCAUUGAUAGACCAGACAUGAGACGUACUGACUCGCUAAGGAAACAACAGCACUUAGAUCCUAGCUCUGCUGUAAGGAAAACAAAACGUGAAAAAAUGGAAACAAUGUUAAGGAACGAUUCUCUCAGUUCUGACCAGUCAGAGUCAGUGAGACCUCCACCACCAAAGCCUCAUAAAUCAAAGAAAGGAGGUAAAAUGCGCCAGGUUUCAUUGAGCAGUUCAGAGGAGGAAUUAGCUUCUACACCUGAAUAUACAAGUUGCGAUGAUGUUGAGAUUGAAAGUGAGAGUGUAAGUGAAAAAGGGGACAGUCAAAAGGGAAAAAGAAAAACUAGUGAGCAGGCAGUUUUGUCGGACUCUAACACCAGGUCUGAGAGACAAAAGAAAAUGAUGUACUUUGGUGGCCACUCUUUGGAAGAGGAUUUGGAAUGGUCUGAGCCUCAGAUUAAGGACUCUGGGGUAGAUACGUGUAGUAGCACAACCCUUAACGAGGAGCAUAGCCAUAGUGAUAAGCACCCUGUGACGUGGCAGCCAUCUAAAGACGGAGAUCGUUUAAUUGGUCGCAUUUUAUUAAAUAAGCGUUUAAAAGAUGGAAGUGUACCUCGAGAUUCAGGAGCAAUGCUUGGCUUGAAGGUUGUAGGAGGAAAGAUGACUGAAUCAGGUCGGCUCUGUGCAUUUAUUACCAAAGUUAAAAAAGGAAGUUUAGCUGAUACUGUAGGACAUCUUAGACCAGGUGAUGAAGUAUUAGAAUGGAAUGGAAGACUAUUGCAAGGAGCCACAUUUGAAGAAGUAUAUAACAUCAUCCUGGAAUCCAAACCUGAACCACAAGUGGAGCUUGUUGUUUCAAGGCCUAUUGGAGAUAUACCUAGAAUACCUGAUAGCACACACGCACAACUGGAGUCCAGUUCUAGCUCAUUUGAAUCUCAAAAAAUGGAUCGUCCUUCUAUUUCCGUUACGUCUCCCAUGAGUCCUGGCAUGUUGAGGGAUGUUCCACAGUUCUUAUCUGGACAACUUUCAAGCCAAAGCCUUAGUAGAAGAACAACGCCUUUUGUUCCUAGGGUUCAGAUAAAACUAUGGUUUGACAAGGUUGGUCACCAAUUAAUAGUUACAAUUUUGGGAGCAAAGGAUCUCCCUUCCAGGGAAGAUGGGAGGCCAAGGAAUCCUUAUGUUAAAAUUUACUUUCUUCCAGACAGAAGUGAUAAAAACAAAAGAAGAACUAAAACAGUAAAGAAAACAUUGGAACCCAAAUGGAACCAAACAUUCAUUUAUUCUCCAGUCCACCGAAGAGAAUUUCGGGAACGAAUGCUGGAGAUUACCCUUUGGGAUCAAGCUCGAGUUCGAGAGGAAGAAAGUGAAUUCUUAGGAGAGAUUUUAAUUGAAUUAGAAACAGCCUUAUUAGAUGAUGAACCACAUUGGUACAAACUUCAGACCCACGAUGUUUCUUCAUUGCCACUUCCCCACCCUUCUCCAUAUAUGCCACGACGACAACUGCAUGGAGAGAGCCCAACACGGAGGUUGCAAAGGUCAAAGAGAAUAAGUGAUAGUGAAGUCUCUGACUAUGACUGCGAUGAUGGAAUUGGUGUAGUAUCAGAUUAUCGACACAAUGGUCGAGAUCUUCAAAGCUCAACAUUGUCAGUGCCAGAACAAGUAAUGUCAUCAAACUAUUGCUCACCAUCAGGGUCUCCUCACCGAGUAGAUGUUAUAGGAAGGACUAGAUCUUGGUCACCCAGUGUCCCUCCUCCACAGAGUCGGAAUGUGGAACAGGGACUUCGAGGGACACGCUCUACUACGGGACAUUAUAAUACAAUUAGCCGAAUGGAUAGACAUCGUGUCAUGGAUGACCGUUAUUCUCCAGAUAGAGACAGUCAUUUUCUUACUCUACCUCGCUCCAGAUACAGUCAGACCAUUGAACAUCAUCACAGGGAUGGCAGGGAUUGUGAAGCAGCAGAUAGACAGCCAUAUCACAGAUCCAGAUCAACAGAACAACGGCCUCUCCUAGAGCGGACAACCACCCGCUCCCGAUCCACUGAACGUCCUGAUACAAACCUCAUGAGGUCGAUGCCUUCAUUAAUGACUGGAAGAUCUGCCCCUCCUUCACCUGCCUUAUCGAGGUCUCACCCUCGUACUGGGUCUGUCCAAACAAGCCCAUCAAGUACUCCAGUGGCAGGACGAAGGGGCCGUCAACUCCCACAACUUCCACCAAAGGGAACGUUGGAGAGAAAAGAAGUGGACUCCACAAGGAGAAGACAUGCAGGUGCUAUGGAUAUAGAGGAGAGAAAUCGCCAAAUGAAAAUUAACAAAUACAAACAGGUAGCCGGAUCAGAUCCCAGACUGGAACAAGAUUACCAAUCAAAGUAUCGAUCAGGAUGGGAUCCUCAUAGAGGGGCAGAUAAUAUUUCCACUAAAUCUUCGGACAGUGAUGUAAGUGAUAUAUCAGCGGUUUCAAGGACUAGUAGUGCUUCUCGUUUCAGCAGCACAAGCUACAUGUCUGUCCAAUCAGAACGGCCAAGAGGAAAUAAGAAAAUCAGUGUCUUUACAUCCAAAAUGCAAAGCAGACAAAUGGACAUCUCAGGGAAGAACAUGACUAAAAGCACCAGCAUCAGCGGAGACAUGUGCUCGCUGGAGAAGAAUGAUGGCAGCCAGUCUGACACUGCAGUGGGCGCCUUGGGCACCAGCAGCAAAAAGCGGCGCUCUAGCAUUGGGGCCAAAAUGGUAGCUAUUGUUGGUCUCUCCCGGAAAAGCCGCAGUGCUUCUCAGCUCAGCCAAACGGAAGCCGGUGGUAAAAAGCUACGGAGCACUGUGCAGAGAAGUACAGAAACAGGCUUGGCUGUGGAAAUGAGGAACUGGAUGACUCGACAGGCAAGCCGAGAAUCUACAGAUGGCAGCAUGAACAGCUACAGCUCAGAAGGAAAUCUGAUUUUCCCUGGUGUCCGCUUGGCCUCUGAUAGCCAAUUCAGUGAUUUUCUGGAUGGCCUUGGCCCUGCCCAGCUAGUGGGGCGCCAGACUCUGGCCACACCUGCCAUGGGUGACAUUCAGGUAGGAAUGAUGGACAAAAAGGGACAGUUGGAGGUGGAAAUCAUUCGGGCCCGCGGCCUUGUUGUAAAACCAGGUUCCAAGACACUGCCAGCACCAUAUGUAAAGGUGUAUCUAUUAGAUAAUGGAGUCUGCAUAGCCAAAAAGAAAACAAAAGUGGCAAGAAAGACGCUGGAACCCCUCUACCAGCAGCUAUUAUCUUUUGAAGAAAGUCCCCAAGGAAAGGUUUUACAGAUCAUAGUCUGGGGAGACUAUGGCCGCAUGGAUCACAAAUCCUUUAUGGGAGUGGCCCAGAUACUUUUAGAUGAACUGGAGCUAUCCAAUAUGGUGAUUGGCUGGUUCAAACUUUUCCCCCCUUCCUCCCUAGUAGAUCCAACCUUGGCCCCUCUGACAAGAAGAGCUUCCCAAUCAUCUCUGGAAAGUUCAACUGGACCUUCUUACUCUCGUUCAUAGCAGCUGUAAAACUGUUGUCAUAGCAACC
Eubalaena glacialis (North Atlantic right whale) is the source of this 5107-nucleotide messenger RNA. It is a transcript of the gene RIMS2, whose product is annotated as regulating synaptic membrane exocytosis 2. The record is from RefSeq and is a predicted model, not a curated record. Gene Ontology annotation, molecular function: small GTPase binding; transmembrane transporter binding. NCBI's taxonomy places the organism in Eukaryota, Metazoa, Chordata, Mammalia, Artiodactyla, Balaenidae. Gene Ontology annotation, cellular component: presynaptic membrane; cytoskeleton of presynaptic active zone. The transcript is spliced from 31 exons. The coding region runs from base 154 to 5079 and encodes 1641 amino acids. Gene Ontology annotation, biological process: positive regulation of synaptic transmission; regulation of membrane potential; calcium ion-regulated exocytosis of neurotransmitter.